This is a messenger RNA of Pelodiscus sinensis (Chinese soft-shelled turtle), 1453 nucleotides long. NCBI's taxonomy places the organism in Eukaryota, Metazoa, Chordata, Testudines, Trionychidae. The record is from RefSeq and is a predicted model, not a curated record.
GCCCGACCCCUGGGUUCCAUUGUAGCUCUGGGAGAGGCCUGGGGGCUUGAAGCGUAGGGCAGGACUGCAGCGAGUCUCAGCACGGACUGGCAUCUUCUUAUAUGAGGAAACUGAGUCACGGAGCUGACAGAUUUACUCGACCCCAACACAUCUGUCUCCAGUUGCAAGGAAGCCAUAACAGGAGUAUCCAGUGCCAGUGAAUGCCUCCAAGAGUGAAUUCAGCGCUGGAUCCUCAGCUGUCAGAGACGGACAGCCUCUCUUUAUCCUCCACACAGCCUUCCAGAGCAAGUGUGCCUUCCAGCUAUUCACCACUUCACCUGCCCUGUGAGGAUCCUGUUCCUGAGGGCUAACUCACCAGGAUGUCCCAAGCAACCAAACGCAAGCAUGUGGUGAAAGAAGUGUUGGAGGAGUAUGUGGUUCCAUCUCCUCAACAGCAGAUUGUCCGGGUCCUAGGGACCCCAGGAAACAACCUCCAUGAGGUAGAAACGGCCGAAGGAACCAGAUUCUUAGUGAGCAUGCCCACAAAAUUCCGCAAGAACAUCUGGAUCAAACGAGGGGACUUUCUGCUGGUGGACCCUAUUGAAGAGGGUGAGAAAGUGAAGGCUGAGAUCAACUUUGUGUUAUACAAGGACCACAUGCGAUACCUAAAGAAAGAAGGGCUCUGGCCUGAGGCCUUCUCCUCUGACACUGCAGAAAGUCAGCCCAGCUCUGAGGCGAGGGAGGAGCAACAAAGGGCUGUGCACUCCUCGGGGGAAGAGGAUUCAGAUGACGACAGCGACCUGUUUGUGAACACGAACAGACUGCACUACAGCUGCACAGAGAGCGAGGAUGACAGCGAGGAGGAGGCUGUGGUGGCCAGUGACCAAGAGGAGGAAGAAAAAUAGCAACCCGUGGUCAGAAAUGUGAUCUUCUAGCCUCCCUACCCUUGAGGAAUCUGAAGCAGCAGGAAGGAACCUGAACUCACAUCCACAGGCCUGGUAAAUGCUCCAGCUGUCUUGGGACUGCCUCAGUGCUGCCCCCCCCCCCCAUUGGGGGCAUAUUUCUUCUCUCCAUCUCUGCUAUCUGAGCCAGGGGCUGCUGGAGCAGCCUGCUCACUAGAGGAAAGUGCUGGGCUUGUGGUGCCGAGGGCAUGAUUAUUUCACUGUUAACCCAACCCACUUUGGGGAGAGUGGCACUGAUCCUUGGGGCAAAGGGAAAUGGGGUUCUAGGCAGCAGUGCUGCUUGAAGCUGUAAACGGGAAUGGGGAGGAGUAAAGUUGAGCAGCUGGGAAGCCUCAUCAGAGAUGGAGUAGCCCAGCUUCACCACUCUAUGGCCCCUCUUAAAGGGUGAUUGGACUGCCCUCUGCUCUAAUGCCAGCUCCUGGGGCAAAGCACUGGGUGCUGUCUGUCCAAGGUACAAAUGCUGUGUAAUAAGCUGCCUCCCCUCUGCCUUAUUCAAUAAAGACUUUCCCACA